Messenger RNA from Acytostelium subglobosum LB1, 405 nucleotides. RefSeq lists its product as hypothetical. The transcript has 3 exons. Gene Ontology annotation, cellular component: nucleus. Gene Ontology annotation, molecular function: protein phosphatase 1 binding; protein serine/threonine phosphatase inhibitor activity. The coding region runs from base 1 to 405 and encodes 134 amino acids. NCBI's taxonomy places the organism in Eukaryota, Evosea, Eumycetozoa, Acytosteliales, Acytosteliaceae. The record is from RefSeq and is a predicted model, not a curated record.
AUGAGUCGGACACCAAAUAAUGUAGCAGGUCCAUCUGGGAAUGAGACAUCCGGUACUGCUUUGAACUCAUCUACUGGCGGCGGAGGUGGUGGUACUGCAACAUUAUCAUCUUCAUCGUCAACAGUUACUACAACGACAACACUAUCACCAUCAACUGUAUCACUGCGGCUUACCCUCAAAUCAAAGAAGAAGAAGAGAGUACAAUGGACAGAUGGAACAGUUGACAAUGAGAACCUGGCAAAGAAGAAGUCAAAGAAGUGUUGUAUAUUCCACAAGAAGAAAGCAUUCGAUGAGAGUAGUGAUGAGAGUGGCAGUGACAAUGAACAUGACGAUGAAGACCAUGACGACUGUGCUUGUGAACAUCAUGAUACACAACAAGGUGCAGCUGCACCUCUACUUAAUUGA